AUGUCUGGUCGCAUCAUCCUCCAGGAGCAACCGCACGUCAUCGGGCAGGUGAAGACGGCACCUUUGCCAGGCUUUGAGGGCAUUGAAGCCCAGCCUUACGACUUCUUCACUCCCCAACCCAUCAAAGGUGCUCGUGCUUACUACCUGCGCAACAUCCUCCACGACUGGCCCGACCACAAGUGCAAAGAAAUCCUACAAAACAUCAGAGCUGGCAUGACCGACGAGUCGGUCCUCUUGAUCGACGAGAUGGUUCUGUCUAAGCGUGAUGCUCCGUGGCAGGCGACACAGCUGGAUAUGGCAAUGAUGACCUGCCUAGCCGCGAAGGAGCGCUCCGAGUUCGAAUGGAGGACGCUGCUUGGCGAUGCAGGCUUUGAGGUUCGGAGUAUACGGCGAUACACCGAGGGAUGUCAGGACUGCGUAUUGGUCGUUGCUCCUGCUCCUGAAUAA
Messenger RNA from Anthostomella pinea, 447 nucleotides. Lineage: Eukaryota; Fungi; Ascomycota; Sordariomycetes; Xylariales; Xylariaceae. The record is from the annotation of a GenBank genome assembly.